AUGAUUGGGAUGGAGACUAUUGUUGGUAAAAGUAGUUUAGCGAGUGGUGGCCAACCAACACGACUUUUGCUCACUACUACAUCAAAUUUUUUCGUUGGCCAAAGAAAUCUUGCAUUGAGAGAUGCAAUUCUCUUUCUGAUGGCUGCUCAAGAUAAUUCUUUAACAGAGUACCAGGAGGAGAUACAGCGCAUGUAUAAUCAUCGUGUUACUAUAUCAAUCACAGUGCUUGCUGCCGUGCUCUAUUUUGAUAUUAAUCCUCAGGCCAUCACGACAAAGUGCAGCAUAAUUCCUUAUAAACAUUACUGGAUAGCCAGCAAGCGUAUCGUGACACCAAAAGGGGUAAUUUCUGGUGCAGUUGAAGUGAAGGGAGGGAAGAUCAUAUCUGUAGUUGAAGAGGAUGAUUGGCGAGAGAAUGCUAGAAGCAAGCACAUUAUUAAUUAUGGGGAGGCUGUCAUUAUGCCUGGUUUGAUUGACGUGCAUGCACAUCUUGAUGACCCUGGAAGAGCAGAAUGGGAAGGAUUUCCAUCGGGGACAAUGGCAGCUGCUGCUGGAGGGAUAACGACACUGAUUGAUAUGCCUCUUAACAGUUUUCCAUCUACAGUUUCUGAAGAAACUCUCAAACUUAAGACCAAUGCUGCUAAAGGGAGGAUCUUCGUCGACGUUGGUUUCUGGGGUGGUCUGGUCCCAGAAAAUGCAUUUAAUGCUACGUCUUUGGAGUGUCUUCUAAAGGCGGGGGCUCUAGGCUUGAAGGUUUGCUCCUGCACUAGUGAUGGAUAA
Molecule: messenger RNA, 777 nt
Organism: Fraxinus pennsylvanica
Lineage: Eukaryota; Viridiplantae; Streptophyta; Magnoliopsida; Lamiales; Oleaceae
Source: the annotation of a GenBank genome assembly